This is a messenger RNA of Carlito syrichta (Philippine tarsier), 1869 nucleotides long. It is a transcript of the gene ZNF304, whose product is annotated as zinc finger protein 304. The transcript is spliced from 2 exons. The record is from RefSeq and is a predicted model, not a curated record. Bases 16 to 1869 code for a protein of 617 amino acids. Lineage: Eukaryota; Metazoa; Chordata; Mammalia; Primates; Tarsiidae. Gene Ontology annotation, molecular function: RNA polymerase II cis-regulatory region sequence-specific DNA binding; DNA-binding transcription factor activity, RNA polymerase II-specific. Gene Ontology annotation, biological process: regulation of transcription by RNA polymerase II.
CUAUACCGUGAUGUGAUGCUGGAGAACUUUGCACUUGUGGCCACACUGGAUUAUUGGUGUGAAGCAAACAAUGAGGAGUCACCUUCUGAGCUGAGUGAUUUUAUGGAAGGAGUGUCACAGGUCAGGACUCCUGAGUCAGGUCCAUUCAUCCAGAAAGCCCAUUCAUGUGAGAUGUGUGACCCACUCUUGAAAGACAUUUUGCACCUGACUGAAUACCAGGGAUCACACCUUAUGCAGAAACUGUACACGUGUUCACCAUACGGGAGAGGAUUCUUGUUCAGUGAAAAAUUUUACCAGCAUCAGAAGCAACAUAGGGAGAAUGGCUUCAGAGGGGAUGAUAGAGGGGCCUCAUUUGUGAAGAACUAUACAGUCGAUAUGUUAGGGAGAUCCUUUACAUACAGGGAGGAAGGAAUGGACUUACCAGACAGCUCUGGCCUCUUCCAGCACCAGACCACUCAUGAUGGGGUGAGUGCAUACAAAAGCACCGAGUGCCUGGAGUCUUUCUCACACCCCAGUCUUGGACAGCACCAAGGAGACUAUGAUGGACAGAUGCUUUUAAAUUGCAGUGACAAUGAGAAAGCCUUCCUGAACACCUUUACUCUUCUUGACAACGAGAUAACUCAUACCAAGGAAGGAAUCUUUAGAUGCCUAUCAUGUGGAAAUGUGUUCAAGGACAAGUCAGCUCUUAUUCAUCACAGAAAAAUUCACAGUGGAGAAACAUCUCAUGUAUGUAAGGAGUGUGGAAAGGCCUUCAUUCACCUGUCCCACCUAAAAGUACACCAGAAAUUUCACACUGGAAAAAGACAUUACACUUGCAGCGAAUGUGGGAAGGCCUUCAGUCGCAAAGACACACUUGUUCAGCACCAGAGAGUUCACACUGGAGAAAGGUCUUAUGAUUGUAAUGAAUGUGGGAAAGCCUACAGCAGAAGCUCCCACCUUGUUCAGCACCAGAGAAUUCACACCGGAGAAAGACCAUAUAAGUGCAAUGAAUGUGGGAAAGCCUUCAGCCGUAAAGACACACUUGUUCAGCACCAGAGAUUUCAUACUGGAGAAAGGCCUUAUGAGUGCAGCGAAUGUGGGAAAUUCUUUAGCCAAAGCUCCCACCUUAUUGAGCACUGGAGAAUUCACACUGGGGCAAGGCCUUAUGAAUGCAUUGAAUGUGGGAAAUUCUUUAGCCAUAAUUCCAGCCUCAUUAAACAUCGUAGAGUCCAUACAGGGGCAAGAUCUUAUGUGUGCAGUAAAUGUGGGAAAGCUUUCAGCUGCAAAGACACGCUUGUUCAGCACCAGAUAAUUCACACUGGAGCAAGACCUUAUGAGUGUAGUGAAUGUGGAAAGGCCUUCAGCCGUAAAGACACACUUGUGCAGCACCAAAAAAUCCACACUGGAGAAAGGCCUUAUGAGUGUGGUGAAUGUGGAAAAUUCUUUAGCCAUAGUUCCAACCUUAUUGUACACCAGAGAAUCCACACUGGAGCAAAGCCUUAUGAGUGUAGUGAAUGUGGAAAAUGCUUUAGCCACAACUCCAGCCUUAUUCUACAUCAGAGGGUUCACACUGGAGCAAGACCUUAUGUGUGCAGUGAAUGUGGGAAAGCUUAUAUUAGUAGUUCCCACCUUGUUCAACACAAGAAAGUUCACACUGGAGCAAGACCUUAUGAGUGUAGUGAAUGUGGAAAAUUCUUUAGCCGUAACUCUAGCCUCAUUCUACACCAGAGAGUUCACACUGGUGAAAAGCCUUAUGUGUGCAGCAAAUGUGGGAAAGCCUACAGCAGAAGCUCUCAUCUUGUUCGGCACCAGAAAGUUCACACUGGAGAAAGGCCCCGCGAGUGUAACAGUUUCGAUGACUCUUUAGCUGCAUCUUUUAAACUUGUUUAG